UCGGGGCCCGCCCGCGUCGAUGGGCCUCGCGGGCCACCUAACUGCCCGGCUCCCAAGGUGCCUGCCACCCGACUCCGCUGGAGAGGAACUUUUCCGUCGGCUGGAUUUAAUCACCACCCAUUCCCGGGUCCACCUUUCCUUUAAGCGAGGCCGGUGUGGCCAAGGCUGCAAGGAGCCGGGCUGCGAUUGGCCAGUCCGUGCCUCGGGCGGCGGCACGAUUGGCUGGAGCUCCGGGCCUCGGGCAGCAUGCGCCCGCGGGAUUGGCCGCGGCUCUCCCGAGCCCGCACUGUCCCAGCAGCCUCGGUCGGGCGAGGGAAGGGGCCGCCGGGACCGCGGGGCCUGGCGCGCUCGGAGGAACAUGGCGGCGGCGAGCCUCGCUCAGAUUCCUGAUGUAGACAUCGACUCCGAUGGCGUCUUCAAGUACGUGCUAAUUCGGGUCCACCUGGCGCCGCCCUCCGGUUCCCCGGCUGCGGAAAGCAAGGAGAUCGUGCGCGGCUACAAGUGGGCCGAGUACCACGCGGACAUCUACGACAAAGUGUCCAGCGAGAUACAGAAGCAGGGCUAUGACUGUGAGUGCCUGGGCGGCGGGCGCAUCUCCCACCAGAGCCAGGACAAGAAGAUCCACGUGUACGGAUACUCCAUGGGCUACGGCCGCCAGCACUCCGUCUCGACUGAGAAGAUCAAAGCCAAGUACCCUGACUAUGAGGUCACCUGGGCCGAUGAUGGCUACUGAGGACCCCAGCCUGAG
This is a messenger RNA of Microcebus murinus (gray mouse lemur), 748 nucleotides long. It is a transcript of the gene PHPT1, whose product is annotated as phosphohistidine phosphatase 1. Lineage: Eukaryota; Metazoa; Chordata; Mammalia; Primates; Cheirogaleidae. Gene Ontology annotation, biological process: peptidyl-histidine dephosphorylation. Gene Ontology annotation, molecular function: protein histidine phosphatase activity. Gene Ontology annotation, cellular component: cytosol. The record is from RefSeq and is a predicted model, not a curated record.